GGGAGUGAGACAUAGCCUUUUCCCAUUCCAGCUUAGAGAAUGAUCAAGAUGUCCAGGUGGUAGCUGCGUCCCUCCCCCCACCUCCCUCCCCCCCUACCUUCGGAUCCUGGUGGGCCACAUGCGCAACAAAAAAAGGAUUGUCCAAGGUCUGCCAAUGCUUGUGUUCUUGUCCUCGACGGCUACUUCCGCUGAAACGUCAGCACCAGACUGGCGCAAUAUGAUCCGCUGGAUCACCACGGCGGGCCGUGAGCGCCACGCUAGUGGCACUUUGACAGAACCAACCCCCAGCAUUCGCGCGGGGCAGGCGACCGCCCAGCUUCGAGCUCGCCGGAGCUGACGCUCCGCACUGGGUUCGUCCUAAGUUGAUAUACAUCAAUCAUGGACUAUGGUGGAAGACGGUUAGGAGAACAGAGAGUCGGCUUGUCACC
Molecule: messenger RNA, 428 nt
Organism: Chaetomium strumarium
Lineage: Eukaryota; Fungi; Ascomycota; Sordariomycetes; Sordariales; Chaetomiaceae
Exons: 1
Coding region: 119-337 (72 amino acids)
Source: RefSeq, a predicted model, not a curated record